This is a messenger RNA of Danio rerio (zebrafish), 3388 nucleotides long. Lineage: Eukaryota; Metazoa; Chordata; Actinopteri; Cypriniformes; Danionidae. The record is from RefSeq and is a predicted model, not a curated record.
CAGGCGCACUCACGUUUGACAACUUUACAUUUUCUUCAAAGCAGCGGUUAUAUCAAGAUAAACGAACGUUGUUUUAAUGUUAUACUGCACAAUGGAGGUUGCGUUUCCGCGCGAUACAAACUCAAGUGUCAGCAACAAGGAGAAAAACGCUGUAUUUGGUGCUGCUCACCUCUUGUAAUAUGAACACGCUUGAUCAUUUUACAAAUUAAAAGUUUACAGUUAGCUCAAAUGACUUUUUAGCGUCGACAUCCGAUAAGGAAGUAUAGCGGUCUGGCCAUAAAUGACUACAAAAAAAACAACUGAUGGACAGGAUAUGAGACACACCGAACUCAGGAAAGAUUGUUUAUAACAGCGAUUGUUACUCAUUUGGACCCACUGAGAGAAGCAUUAAUCCAACUAACAUUAGAGAUUGGCCUAAAAGACCAUGACAACCUCAGAGCCAAUCAAAUUUCGAGUGUUAUCUCUCAACUGCUGGGGGAUUCAAUACCUCAGUAAGAAACGCCAGGAGCGCUUUGUUCUGAUUGGAGAGCUGCUGAAUCAGGAAGAGCUGGAUGUAGCAUUACUGCAGGAGGUCUGGUGUGAGAAAGACUUCCUGUAUUUAAAGAAGAAGCUCAGCACUGUAUAUCCACAUUCUCAUUAUUUUAAAAGUGGAUUUUUUGGGAGCGGACUUGCUGUGUUUUCAAGACAUCAAAUCCAUGAUGCCUUUCUCUACAGAUACUCUUUGAACGGAUAUCCAUAUAUGGCUCAGCAUGGCGACUGGUUUGGUGGUAAAGCUGUGGGGAAGGUCUUGCUGAACAUCAGUGGGCUGAAGGUUCAUGUCUUUGUCACUCAUCUGCAUGCAGAGUAUUGCAGAGAGAAAGAUUCGUAUCUCUCGCACCGCGUGGUUCAAGCCUGGGAGUUGCAACAGUUUAUAAGGCACACUAGCGCUGGAGCAGACGUGGUGAUUCUGGGUGGAGAUCUAAACAUGCAUCCGGAUGAUCUGGGCACCAGACUGCUGAGAAACUACACUGGACUGCAGGACAGCUUCACUGAGGCUGCUACAUUUGAUGGGUGCGAGGGAGGACUCACUCAUAUAUCUGAAAACCCGUUCACACUUGCGGAUGGACUCGCUCCAUUUGGCGGAGGGAUCCGAAUCGACUAUAUCAUGUUCAAGGGAUCAGGGGAAGUGGAUGUGAGCUGCGAGUCUUUGUCCACUACUAAGGGUCCUGUUCCUGGACAGCCGUUUCCGUACUCUGACCACGAGGCUCUCACUGCCCAGUUCCUGUUUACACCAACUAAAAAGGGGAAUAAAUGUGCAGAAAACAAAUCCGGCUGUGUUUUAGAUGAUCUUCCUGAGCUGGUCAACACAGUAAAUGAAGCUCGUACUGAAGUAAAGGUGGGUCUGCACUGCUCUGAGGGCAUGCGCUACACCGCGGCCCGUACAGGAAUCAUGGGUCUUGUCCUGUUAAUACUGGAGCUGGUCAUCGCCGCCAUCCCGUUGUUUGCUCUUGGAGCCGAACAGCCCUUUCCUAAAGCCACCUUCUACCUGCUGGGGGCGCUGUGCUUUGCCAUCCUGCUCUCCACACUGAUGCUGUACAUCUUCUACAGUAUGGAGGUGAAGGCACUGCAGGGCACUGAGGACCAGAUGAGACUAGCAGUUAGUAGCCUUCAGGAACAGCUUAAGGAGUACCCCAAGGUUCUGUUCUCGGACCGUCAGCAAAAUCCACUCGAUUGCAAGAAUCUGGCUCAUUUGUAGAUUUUUAGCAAUGGAAUUAUAACUAAUAACUAAUAAUUAAUGGUUCAUAACUUAAUAAUAGGUAGGUAAUAAGCCAGUAGUUAAGUAGCCUUGAGGAACAACUUAAGAGGUCCCCUAAGGUUUUGCCCUCAUACUAUCUGUGAAACCCACUUGAGUGCAAUAAUUUGGCUCAUUUGCAGCUUUUUAGCAAUAAAAUCACACUCUAUAACUAGUAACGAACAGUUCAUAUCUUAAUAAUAGGAAGGUAAUAAGCCAGUAGUUAAGUAGCCUUCAAGGACAGCUUAAGUAGUCCCCCAAGGUUCUGUACUCGGACCAUCUGCAAAACCCCCUUCAAUGCAAGAAUUUGGCUCAUUUGAAGCUUUUUAGCAAUGGAAUCAUACUUUAUAACCUGUAAUAAACAGUUCAUAUCUUAAUAAUAGGCAGGUAAUAAGCUGUUCCUGAAGGAUACUUAACUACUGGCUUAAGGAAUCCCCCAAGGCUCUGUCCCCGGACCAUCAGUGAAAUCACCUCGAUUACAAGAAUCUGGCUCAUUUGUAGAUAUUUAGUAAUGGAAUAAUACCUAAUAACUAGUAAUAAACAGUUCAUAUCUUAAUAAUAGGCAGUUAAUAAGCUAGUAGUUAAGUAGCCUUUAGGAACAGCCUUAAGGAGUCCACAAAGAUUUUGCCCUUGAACCAUCUGCCGAAAUCCACUCGAGUGCAAAAAUUUAGCUUAUUUCUAUAUAUUUAGCAAUUAAAUCAUUAUUUAUAACUAGUGAUGAAGAGUUAUGUCUUAAUAAUAGGCAUGUAAUAAUCCAGUAGAUAUAUAGCCUUCACAAACAGCUUAAGGAGUACCCCAAGGUUCUGCCCUCGGACCGUCUGCGAAGUCCACUCGAGUGCAAGAAUUUGGCACACUUGUAGCUUUUUAGCAAUGGAAUCAUACUUUAUAACUAGUAAUGAUAUGUUAAUAUCUUAACAGCUUAAGGAAUACCUCAAGGUUUUGUCAACGACCCGUCUGCCUAAUCCACUCGAAUGAAAGAAUUUGCCUCAUUUGUAGCUUUUUGGCAAUGGAAUCAUAUUUUUUAACUAGUAAUAACCAGUUAAUAUCUUAACAAUAGGCAGGUAAUAAGCAAGCAGUUAAUAACCUUUAGCAACUUCGUAAGGAGUCCCCCAAGGUUCUGUCCUCGGACUAUCUGAAAAAUGGACUUGAGCACUAAAAUUUGGCUAAUUUGUAGCUUUUUAGCAAUGGAAUAAUGUUUUAUAACUAGUAGUGAUUAGUUAAUAUCUUAAUAAUAGGCAGGAAAUAAGCAAGUAGUUAAGUAGCAUUUAGAAACAGCUUAAGGAGUCCCUCAAGGUUCUGUCCUGCAAAAUCCACUCGAUGGCAAGAAUUUGGCACAUUUGUAUCUCAUUUUCUACUGGCUUAUUAUCUGCCUGUCAUUGAGAUAUUAAUUGUUCAUUAGUAGUCAUGACUUUUAAUUAUGUGAAGGAUGCUGGGCCAGAUUUAUGAAGUCUUAACACUUGUCAGGUUUUAAUAACUAUGCAGCUUUUUCACAAUGUUUGUGAAAACAAGGUGAUCAUGGCAGAUAUAAUUCACGUUUAAGGGAGCUUUGGGUUUCAUUCAAGGGCCUCAGCAAACUUCCAAAAGAAGUGUAGAAUUAGUACAAAAAAAAAAAAAAAA